GAAGGGCAAGGCUAGGAAAGAAAGAAGUUACUCUGCUGGGAUCUUACAGGGCAGCCGGAGCAGGGUCAAGAAGGCAGCUGGAGGCAGGGGGUGCGGGGAGAUGGACAUCGCUGUUGCUGCCCUCCUGGCCGCGGUCCUAGGCUGGCUUGGGGUCAGGUGGCUUUUGGCCAGGAGCCGCAAUGAGCCGCCCUGCAUCAGUGGCUGGAUCCCCUGGGUAGGAGCUGCGCUCCAGUUUGGGAAGGCUCCCCUGGAGUUUAUCGAACAAGCCAGACUCCAGUAUGGACCGGUGUUCACAGUGUAUAUGCUGGGGAAACGAUACACAUUUGUUACUGAGGAAGAAGGAUGUCAAGUAUUUUGCACAUCUAAAGAUGCCGACUUCGAGCAAGCAGUACAACAGUCUGUUGAGCACGCAGUUUCAGUUCCUGCGGAGAUCUUUUAUAAGAACAGGUUCAAGCUGUAUAUGAUGUUGAAGGGAAGACUGUCGACCUCAAAUCUGCACCUGCUGGUUGGGAGUAUCUGUGCAGAAUUCCAGGAAAACAUGCGGGACUUGGGGGCAGAGGGAGCCGAAAGUCUCUAUGACACGGUAAGGCAGAUCAUGUUCCCAGCAGUAGCGAACAUCAUGUUUGGAAAAAACAUCUUUCUGGAAACCGAAAAUAACCUCAAGGAGUUACAGGAGCACUUUCAGAACUAUGAUGAUGAUUUUGAAUAUGCCACACAGAUGCCUGGAUAUUUUAUGAAGAAAUGGUCUAAAUCUAAGAAGUGGCUGCUUAAAGUGUUUGAAGACGUGGUGGCGUAUGCAGACAGAACAAACCCCCCUGAUGGUGAUUCCAAGACAGUUCUGCAGCAUGUCCUAGACACCUUAACUGCAAAACGCUUUGGUGCUAAUUACGGUCUCUUACUCCUCUGGGCCGCUCAAGCGAAUGCAAUUCCUGUUUCUUUUUGGACGCUUGCAUUUAUUCUAUCUCACCCAUCUGUUUACAAAAACGUGAUGCAAGAAGUAGAAUCUGUUUUGGGAAAAGCCGGGAAAGAAAAAGUGGAAGUGUCUAACGAAGACCUCAAAAAGCUCCAGUUUAUCAAGUGGUGUAUUUUGGAAAGUGCACGUUUAAGAGCCCCAGGAGCCAUCACCAAGAAAGUGAUGAAGCCAAUAAAACUUCAUAAUUUCGUCAUCCCUGCUGGCGACAUUUUGAUGCUGUCUCCGUACUGGAUCCACAGAAACCCCAAAUGUUUCCCUGAGCCUGAAAUUUUUAAGCCAGAUCGUUGGAAAGAAACAAAUUUAGAGAAGAAUGCUUUCUUGGACGGCUUUGUGGCGUUUGGAGGAGGGUCACAUCAGUGUCCAGGAAGGUGGUUUGCUAUAAUGGAAAUUCAAGUCCUCAUUGCUUUGUUUCUUUAUAAAUAUGAAUGUACCCUUAUGGAUCCACUACCAAAGGAGAGCCCUCUCCACUUAACAGGGACUCAGCAGCCCGAAGGACCGUGCAGAAUUCAGUAUAAAAGGAGAGCCUAAAAAUAAAUAAUCCAUAGCACCCGACCCAGUUCCCAUAGCAGCCACUGCCACACGAAGAGGCUGUUGAUCUCAAGGGCUUCCUCUGUUCUCAAGAGCUUGAUGUGUUGUCAGGUGCCAUAUCUGGAGUCUGAAAACCAGAGGUUCAAUUAUACUAUGCAACCUGUAUUUUUAUACUGUGCUGGUGAUUUCAAGGCUUUAGAUUCAUUUACACCAAGAACAGCCAGCUUCUUUUCAUUCAUCCUUUUCAUUGUAUGGACCCAACUGGGGGAACUGAGCUCUGUAAUUAACAGACUAUCCCCAACACCAAAAUAUGUUAAGGACACAAACAGCUUCUGUUUGAGCCAGACAGAGGAAGAUAAUCUAGGCACUUCCUUUAUAACAGGGUGGUUCACUCCUGCCCUGCGGCUGCCUGACUAGAGAUGGAGCCCUAAGAAGAUAUAAAAUGUUGCCAAACUGUGAACUAUAGCACUCAUUUCCUACUUUGCACAGGCCGUUGGUAAAUUGGCCUACCUCAUAUGGGUAUGGGGGUUCAGCAACACUCAAUUAUCAUGAAUGAAAAUGUGUAGGGUUGUAUCCAACUGUGGUUCUGCCAGCAGAGGACAAAUUUUGCCCCUCCCAUUGCAGAUCUCAAUAUCGUGCCCAGUAUGCUGAGAUGCUGGCGGGGCAGUGUUCCAAAGGGCUCAGCGGGCUGCAGUGGAAGGGGGAAGACAGGAAAGUUCCAUCCCAAGAACAGAGCAGAUGCCUGGAUGCCACCCACUGUCAACAGGGCAGUGCUUUCACCCAAGUGUCAUUUGUCUCCUCAGCAUUGCCUGAACAGGAAUUCUUCUAUUUUGUUCAGUCUAAGAAAUAUCCUGGGGGAAAAUUCCAAUGCGAAGAGGGGGACAUAGUACUUUGAAAUGCUUUGGAAUUUCUCAAAACUAAAAAUCCCCAGGUUUUUAGCAAAGCUAAAAAUAAAGACGAGAGCUUUCAGCUACUCAGUUCUGUAGGAGUCAAACAGAAGAGAUCGAGAGCACCCAUCUCAUCCUGUCUGUGAAAAGCAGUUGGCUGGCACGCGUAGCCUCCAUUUGCCCCAAUGCAUGGGGAAGAGAGAGGGAGUUUAACCCUUCAGUGGACACUCGACUUUGUACUUGAAGCUGCCCCCCCUGCUUUGCCUUUACCAUUUUAAAAGAAAAUGCAUGCUUUAAAAGAAGACACAUUUUCUGUUUUAAAAUGCAAACAACCGUGCAGGGAGCCUUAUCUCAGACAGCAGAGCCCUCUUCCUUCCCUAUCUGCCCGCCGCCAAAAGGCACACGCCUGUCAUUUGCAUUGAUGGGCAGAAUGGAAUGUGUAACCUGUAUAGUCUUUUGAGCCCUAAAAAGCAACACUACGAACUUAAAAGGUUUGCAGAUAUUUACAGUAACUAAGACCAGACUAGGAACUCAGUGGAUGCAGAUUCUUAUAUUCCCAACCCUAUGCAUAUUUACUCCGAAAAGCAUCUUGCUGUGUUCAGUUGGGCUUACUAAUAAGCAAAUAUAAGUGAUUGGUUCAAUCUUAUGGGAUUUGGACUCAUAUCCUUUACCCUUAACAACACAGAAGAUGCCGUAGGAGCACAGCAAGUGCCUAAUCUGUACAUUUCUAACAAUAAAUGCCCCCGUCUAUUA
Molecule: messenger RNA, 3141 nt
Organism: Eublepharis macularius
Lineage: Eukaryota; Metazoa; Chordata; Lepidosauria; Squamata; Eublepharidae
Product: 24-hydroxycholesterol 7-alpha-hydroxylase
Exons: 12
Coding region: 101-1501 (466 amino acids)
Biological process (GO): bile acid biosynthetic process; cholesterol homeostasis
Molecular function (GO): steroid hydroxylase activity; iron ion binding; heme binding
Source: RefSeq, a predicted model, not a curated record